GGCAGUCUGACAGCAGGGCUGCAGAGGAGUGAGCAGGCAUCUCAGCCUGCACCGUCUUCAGCAUCUCGCCCAGCUCUCUCCCAUGGACCCAUCCUUGUUACCUUGACUGUUGGAUUCUUAUCUGACAGACUGAAUUUUAAGACAUUCCUGAAUCCAUUUAUCUGCCCCAGCGUGCUCCCGACUACCCAGCAGCCAUGAGAAGCACCAGAAUGAAUCUGCUGGUGGGCUGCGUGCUCCUUUGUUCCGCCUCCUUGCUCUACUUGGGCAUGAGUGGAAUAGACUGCCCUAGAAAAAGUCACCGCCAUCGUUGGAUGGAGCUUAAUCUGGGCUCUGGCAAUCAGAGCUUGCCCCUAACUGAACACCUCCCUGAAGACACGCCCAUCAUCUUCAUCGGGGGCUUCCCCAGAAGCGGCACUACGCUGAUGCGCGUCAUGCUGGACGCCCACAACGCUGUGAGGUGUGGAGAGGAGACCCGGGUGAUUCCUCGGCUCUUGGCCAUGAAGGCUACUUGGAGUCGUUCGGUUAAGGAGAAGAUUCGACUGGAUGAAGCCGGCGUCACUGACCAGGUGUUGGACUCGGCUGUGCGAGCCUUUCUGCUAGAGAUCAUAGUUGGCCACGGGGAGCCUGCACCGCGCCUUUGCAACAAGGACCCAUUCACAUUGAAGUCUCUGUCUUAUUUGGCUCGCAUCUUUCCCAAGGCAAAAUUUAUUCUUAUGCUUCGAGAUGGACGGGCAACGGUUCAUUCCAUGAUAUCACGCAAGGUGACCAUCUCGGGGUUUGACCUGACGAGCUACAGAGACUGUCUGACUAAGUGGAGCAGCGCUGUAGAGACCAUGUUCACCCAGUGCCAGGCAGCUGGAGUCUCCAAAUGCCUCCCUGUCCAAUACGAGCAGCUCGUUCUUCACCCCGAGCAGGAAAUGAAAAAGUUGCUGAAUUUCCUGGAGCUGCAGUGGGACCAGUCAGUGUUGCACCACGAAGAGCUGAUUGGAAAGGCUGGUGGCGUGUCUCUGUCCAAGGUUGAGCGUUCAACGGACCAGGUCAUGAAGCCAGUGAACACAGAAGCCCUCUCUAAGUGGGUUGGGAACAUCCCCCCCGACGUGAUCAAUGACAUGGCAGAAAUUGCCCCGAUGCUUGCUCGCCUGGGCUAUGACCCUCACGCCAACCCCCCCGACUACAAUAAAAUAGAGCCCCUCGUUUCGCCCCUCAACUACUCACAGAGAGUGAAAACAGCCGACUCUCCUCACCCCAGUUAAGCGUGACUCCUUUGUUCCACCAUAUGGACGCACCUUAAACACCAACUUCCAUCUCAGCCGUAAUUACACCUCCCAGGAGACCUUGGUGUU
Nematolebias whitei (Rio pearlfish) is the source of this 1343-nucleotide messenger RNA. RefSeq names its product protein-tyrosine sulfotransferase 1. Bases 195 to 1253 code for a protein of 352 amino acids. Lineage: Eukaryota; Metazoa; Chordata; Actinopteri; Cyprinodontiformes; Rivulidae. The record is from RefSeq and is a predicted model, not a curated record. The transcript has 5 exons. Gene Ontology annotation, cellular component: Golgi apparatus. Gene Ontology annotation, biological process: peptidyl-tyrosine sulfation. Gene Ontology annotation, molecular function: protein-tyrosine sulfotransferase activity.